AUGAGUUUUAUACUCUUUCUAUCUAUAUUUUUUUGCAUUAUCUUAACGAUUUUUUUGAUCGUGUAUUGGAAAUUGGUACGUCAUGAAAAACUCUGUUACGAUAUACUUCGUCGUCAGGGAGUACCUGGAGAACCCUUUGUGCCCCUAAUUGGUCAACUAUUUACAAUAAAUCGCGCACGAGCCAAUGACGAGUAUAUGAUGUAUUACCAGAAACUUGCCGAAAAACAUGGACCUGUUUUUCUAAUGGGUUUUGGACCAUUAACUCGUCUGAUUGUUCACGAACCUGAUUUACUUGCCGAUGUCCUUGGUCGAUCGCACGCUCAGGACUAUAAGAAAACAACUUUUACCAGCACCGUAUUUAAAUCAAUAAUUGGCAUGCAUAAUCUUCUUGUAAAUGAAGGAGAAGAGCACGAUAGGGCUCGUAAGAUGCUGAAUCCAGGUUUUCAUUUCAUCAAUCUUCAAUCGAUGGUGUCUAUUAUGAUCAAUCAGACAAGAAAAAUGAUUGAAGAACUUUUUAUCUCGCACAAUCAUCCAUCUGUUGAUUUGCAGAAAGAAUUUAGCGCGCUUACAUUGGCUAUCAUUGCUUCAUGCGCUCUUGGCAAAAAUUUUGAAACCGUUAGUAAUGCCAAAGAUGUUAUAAAUCAAACAUUUACUGUCGUACUGGAAGCGAUUGAAUAUAGAACGAUGUGUAUGAUCAAUCAAAUUCCUUUCCUAGCAGAGAUGCCGUUCUGGCACAAACGAAUCAUAGACAAAGGUGCGCAAGAAAUAACUCGCUUUGUCGAACAAAUUAUCACUGAUCGUAAACAAGGUCGUUCGGAAAGUUUAUGUUCGGAACGUGAUAUUCUCGACUUGCUUUUGUCAACUGUCGAUGACUUGGGUCAAUCAUUUACCGAUGAAGAAAUCAGAGAACAAGCUUUAGCUUUCAUACUCGCUGGUCAUGAAACAACGGCAAAUCUUUUAUCUUGGGCAAUGUACGUAUUAAUGACUAAUGAGACGGUGUUACGUGCAUGUGUCGAUGAAAUCGAUCAGAUACUUCCAGAUGAUGUCGAUUUCACCUAUGAACACAUCAACAGUCUACCUAUAUGCGAAGCAGUUUUGCUAGAAACUCUACGUCUCUAUCCGCCAGCACCAUUUUUUGCGCGAAAUUGCAUACACGAGCAUACUAUUGGCAGUGAAGGCGGCCUUCAGUUAAAAAUUCCGGUGAAUACAACUAUUUUUGUGAACACCUAUGUGCUUCAUCGACGACCCGAGUUUUGGCCGCGACCACUAGAGUUUGACUACUCGCGAUGGUUGCGUAAUCCUAUCACAGGUUAUAAACCGAAGCUGGCUCAUCCUUUUUGUUAUUUACCGUUUGCUGCUGGUCCACGUGACUGUAUUGGGAAGAAUUUUGCGUUGCUUGAAGGAAAAGUCAUAUUAAUAAUGCUGCUAAAACAAUGUCAUUUCGAAUUAGAAUCUGGGCAAAAAAUAAUACCUGAGAUGCGCAUCGCUCUGCGACCUAAAUACGGUCUGUGGGCGCGAGUGAGCAAACGAUAG
Molecule: messenger RNA, 1533 nt
Organism: Adineta ricciae
Lineage: Eukaryota; Metazoa; Rotifera; Eurotatoria; Adinetida; Adinetidae
Source: the annotation of a GenBank genome assembly